CAUUGACAAAACGUCGGUUUUGCUGCGUGGCAUUUUUUUCUGGCAUUUUACUAUACAAUUUGACGUGUAAAAAAAAAAUAAAAGAUACUGAAAGAAAACUAAAAUUUAGUAGCAAAUAAGUAAGACCAGAGAAAAAAUCUUAGUUAUUUUUUAAAUUCCACACUUAACACAAGUAAACGUAACAAGAAAGUGACUGGAGGAGUGUUGGCAGAAGAUUGGGAAAGAAAAAAAGAAAAAAAAAUUUUGGAAAAGAAAAAACUUUUUGCAAGAAUAAACAAAUUAAUCAAAAGAAAAUUGAUUGUGUAUAAAAGAAAUACACAUUAAACUAAAACGAAAGCUUUUAUUGCUGCUGGUUUGAGCUUACAAACUAAUUGAACAGAGUUUGGGUGAACAAAAAAGAAAAGAUGGCCAUUAAACCUGGUAUGGGACGUAAGUCGUCUUCAAAGAAUCCUCCUAUCUUAAGUCAUGAAUUUGUUAUACAAAAUCAUGCUGAUAUUAUAUCCUGUGUGGCUAUGGUAUUUGUUUUGGGUUUAAUGGAUGAAUCGACGGCACCCUUUGCUAGUGCUUUUAUCUCUUUGCAUCACAAUGUCUCGGGAGAGGAGCCUACACGUGAACAACCUUAUGGCAAACCUUAUACCUAUAUGGCUGGCAUUAAGGAUUAUUGUGCUGUUUUUUUUUACACCAUUACCUGCAUUAUUAUGCAUGCCAUUAUCCAGGAGUUUGUUUUGGAUAAAAUCUCCAAGAAACUACAUUUAUCCAAGUUUAAGCUGUCACUGUUCAAUGAAAGUGGUCAAUUGGUUACCUUCUAUGUUAUGUCUUUCCUGUGGGGUGCCAACAUCAUUCUAAAGGAGGCCUAUUUCAGUAAAUUUUCUCUUUUAUGGGAUGAUUUCCCUAAUCACCCUAUGACCUUUUUGCACAAGUUCUAUUUCAUCAUACAAUUGGCCUACUAUCUGCACAUGUUGCCGGAAUUGUAUUUCCAAAAGGUGCGUAAAGAGGAACAACAACCCAAAAUUAUUCACUCCAUUUGCGGCUUUUCGGUUAUCUGCUUGGCCUAUAGCUUUGGCUUCCAACGCAUUGCUGUUGUCCUUUUGACUCUACACUAUUUGAGUGAAAUUGUUUCGCAUAUCUUUCAAUUGAUUGGUGUUUUCGAUAAGGAUGAAAAACUAGCCAGUGCUCGCAUUUUCAAUUCAGCUGUCUUUGUUUUUGUACGUUUCACCACCAUGGUCAUAGGUGUCUUGACUUUAUAUUAUGGUGUAGUGGCUACCACUUCCAGUAAAUUACGUGGCUUUUUGGCUUUGGUCUCUUUAAUGGCCUUGCAGGGCUAUUUGAUUUUCUCGUUUAUCACCGAACAGCUAAAGGCUAAACGUGAGGCUAAACAAUUGGCCAAAUUGCAAUCGUCGACACAAAAGAAGAAAUCACCCAAGGAGAAGACAAAACGUAAACGUGAAUCCGAUUUACCAGAAGCUGAUCAAUCGCCUAACGCUCCUAUUAACCAUAAGGUUAAGGUUAAAUAAGUUUAAAGCUGUAUUUUAUAAGGAUUUAUAUAAACUACAACAACAACAAAUUUACAACAAUUUUUCUAUUGCAAAAGAAUGAAUGAGGAGUUGGUGGAGUAGAGCAGUAAUGGCAGUGUUUUUUGAAAUGUUAACAACUCCUGGGGAGUGAAAUUGUUUUUGAAAUUACUUUCAAUUACUGCAUCUCUUUUCCCUUUUCUCUUUGUUCUUUGCAAUCGAUCUUAAAAGGAAAGCACAUAAAUGAAAAGGAUAAUUGUAAGAGAAAGGAGUGGGUAUAGAUGUUUUGGCUUAAAGUGCAGCUUAAAGAGAGCGUACUAAAGUGUUUUAUUUAGACUAAUGUCUUGACUUUAGUUUAGACUUAAGUUUAGGCUAAAGUUUGACUCUAGUUUAGACUUAAGUCUAAGCUUAAGUUUGACUUUAAUUUAGACUUAAAUCUAGGCUAAAGUUUGACCUUAGUUUAGACUUAAUUCUAAGCUAAAGCUUAACUGUAGUUUAGACUUAAGUCUAAGCUAAAGUUUGACCUUAGUUUAGACUUAAGUCUAAGCUAAAGUUUGACUGUAGUUUAGACUUUAGUCUAAGCUAAAGUUUGACUGUAGUUUAGACUUUAGUCUAAGCUAAAGUUUGACCUUAGUUUAGACUUAAGUCUAAGCUUAAGUUUGACUUUAAUUUAGACUUAAAUCUAGGCUAAAGUUUGACCUUAGUUUAGACUUAAUUCUAAGCUAAAGCUUGACUGUAGUUUAGACUUAAGUCUAGGCUAAUGUCUGGACUAUAGUUUAGACUUAGGUCUAAGCUUAAGUUUGACUUUAGAUUAGACUUAAGUCUAGGCUAAAGUUUGACCUUAGUUUAGACUUAAGUCUAAGCUAAAGUUUGACUGUAGUUUAGACUUAAGUCUAGGCUAAUGUCUGGACUAUAGUUUAGACUUAAGUCCUUGACAAUUAUCCCUUUCAUUUGUGUGUUACAAACGUUUCUUACUUUUUAAAAAAGCAUUUAAAAACAUCAUCUAACAGUUAAACACAAUUUUUUUCUAGAUUUUU
Messenger RNA from Lucilia cuprina (Australian sheep blowfly), 2548 nucleotides. It is a transcript of the gene TRAM, whose product is annotated as translocating chain-associated membrane protein 1. Gene Ontology annotation, cellular component: endoplasmic reticulum membrane. The transcript has a single exon. The record is from RefSeq and is a predicted model, not a curated record. Lineage: Eukaryota; Metazoa; Arthropoda; Insecta; Diptera; Calliphoridae. Gene Ontology annotation, biological process: SRP-dependent cotranslational protein targeting to membrane, translocation; protein insertion into ER membrane. Bases 405 to 1514 code for a protein of 369 amino acids.